Molecule: messenger RNA, 717 nt
Organism: Phoenix dactylifera (date palm)
Lineage: Eukaryota; Viridiplantae; Streptophyta; Magnoliopsida; Arecales; Arecaceae
Source: RefSeq, a predicted model, not a curated record
AUGUGGGGAUUUGACCCCAGGUGGGGGCAGUCUCGGCUCAAGACCGCCAACAAGCUCCCCAGACUUUCAGAGAGCGAGCAGAGGACCCUCGACGCUCUUUACGGCCUCGAGGAGGAUAUUCUUCUGAAUGACCUCGUGAGCGAGGUGGCUUUGGUGAAUGUCGGCUUGAGCUCGGCGCCCCCCCAAGAUAUUCUGAAGAUGGUGAUCAGUAGCGCAGCUCUUUACGCCCGGUUUAGGAAAAGGGCGGCCGAUGCCGGUGGGCAUCUUCACGAGGUCGAUAUGUUGAUCUCUGUGGCGGCCGACUAUCGAGACAAGGCUCGAAGGUACCUGAGGGCGCAGGAGGAGGCCGAGAAGAGGCUUGGCGAAGCCGAGGCCUCGCAGAGGGAGGCCCUUACAAGGGUGGAAGCCGCUGAGGUCGAGCUACGGUCGGCAGUUGCGGAGCUGGAGGAGGAGAGUGCCGCGCAUGCUUUGGCCAAGUCGGAGGUGCGCGCCUCCGAGGCGCGUCUAGCCGAAGCUCGCUCCACGAUCGCCGGCCAUGAACACGAGGCAAGGGUCGCCCAGCUGAAGACCGAGCAGCUCGAGGCUCGAGAAAAGAGGGCUUUGGAGCAAGCCCAAAAUGCGGUGCAACUCUUCCGAGAGUCGGAAGAGUUCCGUGAGUUGAUGGAGGAAGAAGCCGUGGAUGGACUUAUCCGCAGUUUCGAGGACUUCCGGAGAUAA